CCAUCACGGAUAAACCCUGCACGGAAAGCCCUUGCAAGAACGGAGGCACCUGCACAUUUUAUUCUGGCAGUUAUAAAUGUAUCUGUUCUAGCCAAUUUACAGGAACUAAAUGUGAGCAUGAAAUGCUCCCUUGAGGGUGGGACUCUUGCUCAAGUCGACAGCGAAGCCGUCAACAACUAUCUCUACACAUUGAUGGUAAACACAGGAGCUUGGAUCGGAUUAGGUGAUGCUGAAUCGGAAAAUACAUUCAAAUGGGAGGGCUCGCAACAACUUGCCACAUAUACAAAUUGGGACACAAAUGAACCGAAUAAUGGCGGCGCAGAAUCGAAAGAAGAAGAUUGUGUUGCAAUAGCACCUCCUACUGAAAAAUGGAAUGACUACAACUGCAAAAGUACAAUAAACUAUUUCUGUGAACGUCCUCUUUCAAAUGAUCCCUGCAUAGAAAGCUCUUGCAAGAACGGAGGCACGUGCACAAGUCAAUCUGGCAGUUAUGCAUGUACCUGUACUAGCCAAUUUGCAGGAAAGAGAUGUGAGCAAUCAUGUCCUAGUGGUUGGAGCUUGUCAAGUGGUCGUUGUUAUAUAUUCAAACGUGCGUCAGUGAACUGGUCUACCGCAAAGAGCAAAUGUGCCCUAGAGGGUGGAACUCUUGUGCAAAUCGAUAGCGAAGCCGUCAACGACUAUCUGUACACAUUGAGGAGUAACGAAGGACAUGAAACCGAAGAAGCUUGGAUCGGAUUGGGUGAUGCUGAAACGAAAAUACAUUCAAAUGGGACGACUCGCAACAACUUGCCACAUAUACAAAUUGGAGAACAAAUGAACCGAAUAAUGGCGCAAGAUUUACAGACGAUGGCGCAAGAAUUGCAGACGAAAAUUGUGUUGAAAUGAAAGCCAAUAAAAAAUGGAAUGACAACCUCUGCAGUAAUGAAAUAAGCUUUUUUUGUGAACGUUCUC
Ruditapes philippinarum (Manila clam) is the source of this 951-nucleotide messenger RNA. RefSeq names its product C-type mannose receptor 2-like. NCBI's taxonomy places the organism in Eukaryota, Metazoa, Mollusca, Bivalvia, Venerida, Veneridae. Gene Ontology annotation, molecular function: calcium ion binding. The record is from RefSeq and is a predicted model, not a curated record. The annotation marks the transcript as partial. The transcript has 7 exons.